Sphaerodactylus townsendi is the source of this 5811-nucleotide messenger RNA. It is a transcript of the gene ESRRB, whose product is annotated as estrogen related receptor beta. Gene Ontology annotation, molecular function: zinc ion binding; nuclear steroid receptor activity; DNA-binding transcription factor activity. Gene Ontology annotation, biological process: regulation of DNA-templated transcription. The coding region runs from base 195 to 1559 and encodes 454 amino acids. The record is from RefSeq and is a predicted model, not a curated record. The transcript has 7 exons. Lineage: Eukaryota; Metazoa; Chordata; Lepidosauria; Squamata; Sphaerodactylidae. Gene Ontology annotation, cellular component: nucleus.
UCUCCCUUUCUCCCGCUCUCGUCCUUUCUGCCCUCGAGUCUUUCCCUCUCUCCUCCCCCCUCAGUCCCCCUCGUUUCUUUCUUCCUUCUCUCCUGGACAUUUGCUGUAGUGACCGGUCCGCGCUCUUUCCCUUUGCGCUCUCUCUCACCUCUACUCGCUUUUCUCUGGCAACUGGGAAUGCUAAAACAGAACUGAUGGACAUUUCCGAACUUUGCAUCUCAGACUCCCUCAGCUACCACAACCAGCUGCUAGGCAGAAUGUCCACGGAUGAGCGGCACCUCACCUCCAGCUGUGGAUCCUUCAUCAAGACCGAGCCAUCCAGCCCUUCCUCCGGUAUUGACGCCAUCAGCCACCACAGUCCCAGUGGCUCAUCGGAUGCUAGUGGUGGUUAUGGCAUGACUAUAGGGGGCCACCCUAAUGGCCUGGACUCACCGCCCAUGUUCAACAGUGCAGGGAUUGGUGGCGGGCCCUGCCGCAAACGGUAUGAUGACUGCGCCAGUGCCAUCAUGGAAGACUCGCCCACCAAGUGCGAGUAUAUGCUCAACGCCAUUCCGAAGAGGCUGUGUCUAGUGUGUGGGGACAUUGCGUCUGGAUAUCACUAUGGAGUGGCUUCCUGUGAAGCAUGCAAAGCCUUCUUCAAGCGGACAAUUCAAGGGAACAUUGAAUACAGCUGUCCAGCUACCAAUGAAUGUGAAAUCACAAAACGGAGGCGCAAGUCCUGUCAGGCAUGUCGCUUUAUGAAAUGCCUCAAAGUGGGGAUGCUGAAAGAAGGGGUCCGCCUGGAUCGGGUCCGUGGGGGUCGCCAGAAGUACAAAAGACGACUGGACUCUGAGAGCAGCGCUUACCUGAGCUUACAAAUCCCCCCUCCAGCCAAAAAGCCAUUGACUAAGAUUGUCUCCCACUUGCUGGUGGCAGAGCCAGAGAAGAUUUAUGCUAUGCCUGAUCCAACUAUGCCAGAGAGUGACAUAAAAGCACUGACCACACUAUGUGACCUGGCAGACAGAGAGCUGGUUGUGAUCAUUGGCUGGGCAAAGCACAUCCCAGGUUUUUCUAACCUUUCCUUGGGCGACCAAAUGAGCCUGUUGCAGAGUGCCUGGAUGGAGAUCCUCAUCCUGGGUAUUGUGUACCGCUCAAUUCCCUAUGAGGAUAAAUUGGUCUAUGCUGAAGAUUAUAUCAUGGACGAAGAACACUCUCGUUUGACGGGGCUGCUGGAGCUCUAUCUGGCCAUCCUGCAGCUGGUACGCAGGUACAAGAAGCUGAAAGUGGAGAAGGAGGAAUUUGUCACGCUUAAGGCCCUAGCUCUUGCCAAUUCAGAUUCAAUGCACAUAGAAGACAUGGAGGCAGUGCAGAAGCUCCAAGACCUUCUCCAUGAAGCUCUUCAGGACUACGAGCUGAGUCAGCGUCAUGAGGAGCCACGGCGCGCAGGCAAGCUGCUGCUGACCCUGCCCCUCUUGCGGCAGACGGCCGCCAAGGCCGUGCAGCACUUCUAUAGCAUCAAACUGCAGGGCAAGGUCCCCAUGCACAAACUCUUCUUAGAAAUGCUUGAGGCCAAGGUCUGACAGAUCCAGCCCUACCCACAGUGCCCAGGAAGCAAACUGAGAACAGAGAUGCAGCCGUGGAGCAAACCAAACAGAGGUGGCAGCUGGCUUUUAUCUCCAAUCAUUUAUUACAGAAGAAUUAUUUAACGUCCAUCUGGUGGCCUGCCAGCCUGUACAUCCAUCUGAAGAUUAUUGUGUACAGAAGGGGAAACUCUUUUAAUCAACAUCACUCUCUUUUUCUUUUUUGUGGAAAAUUCCAGAACAAGCUCUUGCACUUGCAGAGGGAGCCAAAGGAAAUUUGGAGCCCCGGAGCAGUGAUGCUCUUUGCACUAUCCAGGGCAGCUGAGUCCUCUCUCUUCCUACCUUCUCUGUUCUAGAGAAGGGGAGUAGGGACUGAAGCAGAAAGUGGUGAAAAAUAAGAAUCUAUAGUAUUUGUAGCAUGGGGGUGCUGGAGAAGGGGGUAAAAACAUGGGCAUCAGUGAGUCUGUGGCUUCACGGCCAUUCCUUGAAGCACGGACCCAUGUGAUAGUUGCUGGUUUGGAGAAACACAUAAUGAAAUCUCUUAUGCUCAAAAUGGCCUCCCCUUGCGCUUAAACUAUUCAUAGAACAUGUACAUAGAGAGACCCUACUUCUUAUUGGGAAGGACAGUUCGAACCAUGUAAAAUAUACCAUGAUCUUGUACAGUGUCUUUGCACCUGGCUUCCCACCCCCCCACCCCCCACCCACAUGCGAUCACAACAUUCCCAAUGGCUGCUGGUGAAGCUGGAGCUAUGUCCCUGAGGAGAAGGCUUCGUCUGAGAGCAUGUAAAAGGAGGGGGGCUGACAUUUUUUUUCUUCCAGGGUCCUAUUUGCUUGAUAAUCCCCUCACCCUCCUAUAUGUGGUGCUAUUUAAAACCCCUCUACCUCCUUCGUUCUUUUCCUGCUUGUCACAGAACCUGUCUGGCAUGAGGGGGUUCAAAUGAGAAGGUAUUCCCAAAGAAGGUCAUUUCCCAGUUUUUUCUGGAAUAAGUGGAUAUUGGGAUCUGAACCCAGAUAUUGGUAAUAUUAAAUGAUUGGGGAAAAUCACCUCAAAGGCUGCUGGGCUUGUAUCAUAUCCCAAGGACCAAGCCACCCCACCCCCACCCCCUCCAAAUUGGGUGAGAUUUAAUUACUGCUUCCUAAAUAACUCUUCUUUCCUUCUUUGAUUUGGCAACACUUAUAUCUUGGCCAUUUGCUUGAACCUAGUACAGGUCAGGGACAAGAGGGCUUAAUUUGAGCCACAGGUGUUAUCCCCAAAGCAUGUGAAGUGGGAAAUAGGAGAACACCUCUGAAAAUGCAAUGGGCAUUUCCCUUGCUACUGAGGAUAAUGGUCACAUGUCUUCGCUUGGAUCCUACCACACUUGCUCAUCAAUAUUUAAAUUCUUCCUCUGAUAGAAAUGGAGUGAUAUCGGAGUCAAGCCUUUGAAUCUGAGAUCAGCAGGUAGUUCUGCCAGGUUAUGGGACAUGACUUCCAGGUAGCCUCAAUACCUCCUUCCCACAUCAGGUCUCAAGCAUCAUUUAUCUGGGCAUAGUACAAACUCGUAACAUAGAUACGUUGUGUAGCUUAGUGCAGGCAAGAAAUCAACACAAGGCGGUUCCCUCUCCCUGAUACCACAUGAUUCAUACAGUCUUAUGAGUCAUGAAAUAAAUGUCUCUAUUUUAUUUUUGCAAUGUCAGAAACAGAUCAGAUAUGGUAAGGAACUUGCAGCCUGGGGCAUGACAUGUGGACAGUGUUGGCCAAGAUGAAUUUCACAUAGGAAGUCAAACAGAACCAGCUGAGCAAAGCAAUAAGAGCAGAUUUUUUUAAAAACAUCAAGUCACAGCUCACUUAUGGUGACCCCCAUAGAGUUUUCAAGGUAAGAGAUGUUCAGAGAUGGUUUGCCAUUGUCUUCCUCCACCUCACGACCUUGGUAUUCUGCCAGAUUUGAGGUUGAGAGUAUGUGACUCGCCCAAGGUCACCUAGCAUGUUUCCAUGUUUUUCAACCUGUGUUUCCCAGGUCCUGUUCUGACACCUUAACCUCUAUACCAUGCUUGCUCUCAUAAAAAGGCAACCAUCAAUUGCUAGGUGAGGGCUGCAUGUUCUCUUAGUUCCUUCCCAGCUCACCCUUUCAGUCUUAGCUCAGUUCUUGUGUGUUUACUUCCAAACUCCAGUCCAAAACUCUCCUCAACAAGACAGACAACAUGAGUCACCUGACUGAAGAAAUCAUUUUUCUGAGGGAAAAUUGAAAAUAUAUGCUGGGUGUUAAUUGAGCAGCCAUCUCUUGAAGUGUCGUAUAGCAUUGGCAGCUAUUUUGGGUCCAAAUUCAAUAUUAGACAGAUGCCUGUAAUAUUCUACCUUGGUUGUUGUUGGGGUUUUUUAGCCUCCAGCUAUUUUUUUCAAUCAUUCCUCCUGUCCGGUUGCUUUACCACACAUGGGGGAAAGAUAUAGAUAUAUUUUCCCAUCACUUUUUACAGAGCAAAUCUCUUGUCUGAAUGCCCUUCCAUAUUCCACCAGUGUUUUCUGAAUGGCAGAUAGAUGCCCCUUUGCAAAGCAAACGUGUUAGUGGCUUGAGACAGCGAGUACGCUUGAAGGUACAGGCUUUGGUUGCAGGAGCAUGUUGGGAGAAGCAUGCUCUUCUCAUUGAUACAAAUGUUCUUCCUUGCCUCCUUGGAAUGCUCAGAAGGGUAAAGUUGUGCUGAACAGGAGGGAAUGGGGGAAGUGCAAAAAUGGACAGUUUAGUUCCCACCUUAGUGAGGCUUCUUAAUUAUUCUUUUCAAAUAAACUGAGGUUGUAAAAAGCAUGAAAACUGCCCUGCUGGAUCAUGCCAAAAUUCAUUUUUUCCAUUAGUGACCGGUCUUGGAUGCUCACAAGUAAGAGACAAUAACGAUAGCCUUCUUCUGGUGAUGGCUGACAUCAGCAAGUUAUCAAGGAUAGAUUCCACCCAGAUGGGAAUGCUUUCUGAAAGGACCCCAUGGAUCACUGUUCUGCUCCAAGGGGCGGACAUUCCCUGUUUCUCUUUUAAGACCACUCCAACUUGCGACACAUAUUGACCAUAUAAACCUCAGUGAAUUUGAAAAUGACCAUAAUUGCUUUUUGAAGGACAAACAUCUGUCACAUAGACUCAGCAAAGAAAACUGCAGUGGCAGGUUUGGAAUUAACUGGUUAGAACAUACACCCAAGGAGGCUUAUAACAAUCUGGCACAGUAGAAGCUUGACAAAUAUUUACAGAUUGUGGGAAUACCUCUGAUUAGCAGCAGUUUAACAAGAGGGGGACAGCUGUAGUUUCCUGCAUGUGGAACUGGAAAGUGAUGUUUGUGUGUCUGGGUAUGCAACAGUUUUGGGUGCGUUUUUGCUUUGCAACUGUUAACACGGUUUUGAGAAUAAACUAUCAAAGGCUUUGCAAGGAUUGAACUCCUAGCACAAGAAUGGCUCUGCCCUCAACAAGUUCUUGUACAAUUGUAGCUUCCAUGGAGUAGGCAAGCCCUUAAGUACUAAGCCCAGGGUUAGAUUAGAACAAGGCAUGCAAGUAAGGUGCCUUCAUUAGACUGUAAGCAUAAGGGUAGUCAACCCACUCCUUUCCAGGGGGCUCCCUUCAAGGGGGGGGGGCAAUUUGUAACCCACAGUGUACUCUCCUCAAAGCUUUGCAUAUAUGUACACAAACCGUACUGAGCAAUGCAACCUCCCCCAUGUGACAACAAAUUCUGCUCUUCCUUACUGAGAACAAAACUCUCUGGCCUUUCGAGUAAAAGUUUUUUAAAAGUUCAUGGGAAUCAGUUCAGAUCCAUGGUAGGAUACCAGCCCCACUUAUAUCUGAGAAACUGGGCACCCCUUUGCAAUUAAAAAAAUGUGAAGGAAAUUCAAAACUGCAACCAAACAGUAUUGUUCAUGCCAAAUGGGAGAGUGUUAGUUUCUCUUCAUUAUCAGACUUUUGAAACUCUUAAACACAUAUGUUGAAACCAUGCUACAGCAGCCUGUCAAGAGCAAAGAGAUGGAGAAAGACUUAAGAAUGUAAGUGGCUGACCUGUGAGAAGCCACCCUGUGUAGCUACAGCCAAUCAAGUGGUCAAAGCCCCAGCCCAGUACCUGUGGCUUGAUGGUUAAAGGCAAGCUGAAAAGCUAUGCAGGGUACCAUAGUCGGAGAGUGAAAUAAACAGUAUCUACUCAACUAUUAUCUGCUCCUGAAAAAAACUGUUACAUAACUAAUUAAAUAAAUCGUAUUCUUGUGGUACAGGUCAUUUCAAACAAACUGAGAAAUAAAACCAAUGUAAAAGCAAAA